Molecule: messenger RNA, 7121 nt
Organism: Anopheles nili
Lineage: Eukaryota; Metazoa; Arthropoda; Insecta; Diptera; Culicidae
Product: titin-like
Exons: 9
Coding region: 1-6828 (2275 amino acids)
Biological process (GO): protein phosphorylation
Molecular function (GO): protein serine/threonine kinase activity; ATP binding
Source: RefSeq, a predicted model, not a curated record
AUGCCUCUCUACUCAGAGCUCUAUCACAACUUCGUCGGCAAUACGCCGAUCAUUCCGACACCGAUGGUGUCGGUGGGCUCCUCCACCUAUAGUCCACCGACCUACGUAGGUGUAUCACGCGCUUUCCCGAACCCACUGACGUCAUCAGGUCCUUCUCGAACUGCGCCCUCUUUCACCAGGGGCUAUGUGCCGAAGCUAACACCGAUCACUGAGACACCGCUCACAAGCACUCGAAUAGCGGCCCUGGGACGAGUCCGAUCGCCCAAAUUUUUGGGUGGUCAUCACUCGCACGCACACGGUCAUAGCUCGCCUACGUACCAGAAACCCCGACGCACCAUCAACACAGCCGACAUCGAUGUGUCGGCUUCGAAGUACUCUGGCAGUGGGUCUUCACGUUCACAACUCUCAGGACACCGAUCACCGAGCGGCUCACCGUCGCAUUAUGGCUCCAGCAUUGGCAGCCCACCAACGGCUUCGAUCGCCUCCAUCACCUCGACUGGCUCGACAACCUCAACGAUCAACCUUGGAACGGAGUCGACGCCUCUGUCAACGCGCGAUCAAGAGCUGAGCGAGCGCAGUGAACAACGGCGAGCCCGAUCGACUAUCAACCGCAACCGAACUGUCGUGAGGUUGAACACCAUCAGAGCUCGCAGCAAGUCACGUGGAAGUCGAGGCAGUACCGAGAGGCGAGAGCACGCUACUAGCCAGCCUGAGGCAGGUUCUGAGCCGACCUUUGAUGAGGAGAUGUUGCUACUGGAGCCACCACUCACGGCACGCUCGAGCACCUCCUGGAGAGAUAACUUCCGGGAUGAGCUGUCUUUGAGGCCACGAACUCGCCCCGAACCGAGUAAAUCACCCGGUGAACUGCUGCUCGAGAAACACCUGAUCCGGGAGGACGAACUGGUGGGACCGGAUGUGGGACGUGUGGUAGGACCCAACCGCUCGCCAGUACCAAAGCGCCGUGGUACGAUCCGACGCAAGAGUGCUGUCAAGAUCCCGAGUUUCCACGAGAUCUGUGCCGACAUCAGCUCGGACAAGCUGGAUGACGACCUGAACGCGGGUGAACUGCGUCGCCGUGCUUCCCAGCUGAUCGAAGACGAGCUGUUGCAGUUCCAGGAGGAGCUCAAGAAGGCGUCCUCAGGUGGAACAGGACCUGUGCCAGCUGAUACGCUUGAAGAGCGGUUAAAGGAGGCACUCGAACAGCAAAUCGCACAGGAUUCAGGCGUUGAGGUGGCUGAAAAACGCAAGCUCAAGAAGAUCAAGCGCACGCGCACGAAGGUGUUGCCAGCGGUGGAACCGGAAACGGAACAGAUUACGGUGGAAAAUGCCCCAUCGGCUCCAGGUCCGCGGAUUGUCGCCGAGCUCGAGUCGAUUGAAGAGUGCACGGUGUUUAAAUUACCCAAAAAGAAGAAACCACGACAGCCUGAAGAGGAGAAGAUGCCACCGGUAGUCUCGGAAUCGGAGCCGCCGAAAGUGCAUCUGUUGAUUGUGGAUCCUGAGCGGCCUGAACUGACUAAUGGAGUGGUAAAGACGUCGAAGCUGGCUUCGACGGAGACUGGUGUUGGAGCGCUCGAAGCCGGGGCUGGCCCAGGCGAUCUGCAGCGCCCCAAGGUGACUAAGCCGGGCAUUAAGACAUACGUGCGGAAGAAAACGGUUGAAACGCUACCGGAACCUGCACUCGGGGAAGCCAAAGGGUUGGAGCUCCAGCCGGCGAAGGUUGCCACGAGCGAGAAUGCUAUUUUGGGCCCUUCGGAGCAACCACCUGCUAGACGGGAGGAUAACGCUAAGGACGUCACUAAGACGGUACGGAGCGAGGUGGAGAAGGAACCGAUACGGACGGUUAAAGCUGACGUGAAACUUUCCGGCCCGUCAGCUAUCAAGCUGGCCGGUGAAAGUGAAAGCUUAAUGAAGGUGCCAGAGAAAGAACAGAUUGCGUCGUCGGUUGGUGCAAAUAAGCCAGUCUCACACGAGAUGCCGGGUGUUGGAACAGUUCAGCGAACUGCGUCUGAUAUUUCCCAAAAUGCACCAUAUGUCAAAGUACCAGAGACGCCGAAGGAUGUGAAGCAAUCGAAAUCAGAUAGUGGAAUCCCAAGUAGCAAAGCCACGAAACAGGAAGCUUCACCCAAUGGCAAAACACAAACGAAACCCAAGCAGCUUGAUGCGAACACGGCCUCAUCGGCUUCCAAGCCUGCUGAUAAAGCGCCAACUGACCCGAAGCAGCCUUCUGCGAUCUUGAGCGAUAAAAACGCGAAGGUGGAAGGCUCGAUUAACGACAAGGUGCAAGUGAAAACAAAGCUAGGAGGUCAAAUAGGUAUGGAAGUGACUCCGACGCCUUCAGAAGGGACGAAAGGAAACGUGAGCUUGAAGCUGCAAGCAGAUAGUCCAAAUGGUAAAAGUACGAAACAGGAUGCUUCAAUCAGUGACAAAAAACAAUCGGAACAGGUAGUGCCAACUAAAGAUCAAAUAGGAGCAGAAAACAACGCCACAACAUCAAUCAAUCGUAGCAAAGUUGGCUCUGAUGAGCUGAAGGCUCAAAAUACACCAAUCACGUCUUCGUUGCUCACGAUCGAGGAGAAGAAAAUCAAUGCUUUAGAUAAGCCCUUAGUAGCAGCCGAAAUUAAGGCACCUACAAAUGAGACAGCUAACGAGAAAUUGCCCGCGGCAAAAGAAACCCUUAGUAUGGAUUCUUUAACAGAAGCAAAGAAAAAACCAGCAUUGAGUCUCCCCUCGCAAACAGCUGAUUCGAGCGUAACCUUGAAGAAAAACCUGCUCGGCAACAUUGAGCCGAAAAUAAAACCCAAACCAGAAGAGCCGGUUUCAGUGAUGUCAAAGCUGGGAUUACGUAAGAAGCCCGCCAAUUUAAAGCGUGCAACGGAUGACGAGGACUUCUGGAGCACGAUCGGCACCCGGGAGACGGUUUCGUUCGCGCGCCGCAAGCAACAGCUGGUGUUGCUUCGUUCGACUACGGAAGAAGAGUCACCACCGGCAUCACCGAGCCAGUCAUUCCAGGGUUUUGCUGAGGAGUCACAGAAGCUCUUGGCAAGUGAUCUGAACCAACGCAAGCCGCAGGCGUUGCCACAAUUGCCGGUUGAGCCGGUUGAGCCGGUUGUUAAACCGAAACUUGAAGAGACCCCCAAGAGUCCUGCCAGCCCAAAAAGCCCCAAAAGUCCUAAAAGUCCCGUAAGCCCCACGAGUCCAAAAAGUCCCAUCAGUCCAUCGGUGGAGCCGGUCAAGCCAGCUGUGUCAAUGGAGAAACAAACUGCGUUAGCGAAGCCAGAACUGGAGGCUUUGAAAGCAAAAGCCACACCUCAACCGGUGGAGACGAAGCCAGCUGUUCUUCCAGAAGCACCCUCACCGAAAAUUGCUUUAUUGCCCGAGAAGAGCCCAAUUGAGCUGACUCCGCCGCAAGUGAAGUCCACAGGGACUGAACUGGCAGUUAAAAAAGCGAAGCCACUUUUAAAGGAUUCACCCCAGGAAGCGGUGUCAUUGAAAGCGAAACCAAGCACUCCUCCUGAGCCUGAUAAAGCCGUUCCGAAGGCAAAAACCACGACACUUCCAGAGGCAACAUCGGUGAAAGCGAGUCCCUUCACGCCUCCCGAUUCAACGACCUUAAAAACUAAACCCAGCUCAGAACCUCCACCGCAAGUAAAGUCCACGGGCACUGAACAGGCAGUUCCAAAACCGAAGCCACUUCUGAAGGAUUCACCCCAGGAAGCGGUGCCAUUGAAAGCGAAACCAAGCACUCCUUCUGAGCCUGAGAAAGUCCUUCCGAAGGCAAAAACCACGACUCUUCCGGAGGCAACAUCGGUGAAAGUGAAUCCCUUCACGCCUGCCGAUUCAACGACCUUAAAAACUAAACCCAGCUCAGAGCCUGUCCCUUUGAAACCGAAGUCUACCGUUCUUCCUGAACCGGUGUCAGCGAAAGGUAAAGGACCAACACCACCCGAGACUGUAACAACGAAAGGACUCAUAACCAAGCCGCUGGCAGUGCCAGCUGGAACUCCAAAUCCUCUGCUCGACACGAGGAAGUACUCACCUAAGGAGCUUAUCAAAGCCAUUGCACCGAACAUCGCCGCGGCCGCCGAGAAAAAGCUAGCCCUAGAAAAGAGCAAACCUACGGUUUCAACACCUAUUGCGACACCUGCACCUACACCAGCUCCAACAACGGUGGUUUCGAAGAGCGACAGCUCAACCCUAGCCAACGCAACUUCUGCCACCGUGGUGGUCAACACACCUACUGCACCAAAUGCUGCAACCGGCAAUAAGACGGCCGAUGAACCGGCGAAAAAAGUCGUCGUCAAGAAGGUAGUGAAGGUGGUCAAAGCGAAAACCCCCGCCAAGGUAUUGCCCGAACCGGAAGCGGAGGCUCAAGCAGCUCGCGAGCAGGAACAACGCCUGCAAGCUCAGCAGCAGCAGCAGCAGAAUCUCGAGCGCAUGAAGACGAAGCUAAACCAAAUCACACUCAACAUGGGCGUAAAGGGACUCGAGGUGGAGGUGAAGGAAUGCCAAAAAUGUCAGUCGGCGAUCGUGUCCGAGGCGUUUCCGGUGGCGGCAGCCAUCGCGACGACGACGCCUCCACAGUCGAAGGCACCGAAGCUACCGAUCGCCAACGGGGCGAAGCUGACGAAGAAUAAAUUCGGCACGCUAGACAAUCUGAGCGACUUAUCAACCGUGAACGUUCGCGAUCGCAACAACGUCGCAGCAGCACCCGUUGCAGCAGUACCUGUGGUGGCAAACAGUGGCAAGCAGAAGCUCGGCGCGCAGAGUGGUAGUGCAGUGCAGAAGAAGGUGUUCCUUUCGAGCAGUGACGAGGAGGAGGACACGCGUGUAGCGACCGGAGCAACUGCAGGAACAGGCGAAGGACCUCGCACCGAUAACGACAGCGCGUCUGAGACCUCGUUCUCGGGUGUGGAAGACGACUGGUCAUCGGAGGAGGAGGAAGAGGACGACGACGACAUGGCGAACGACAAGCCGGAGAAGAAAAAGCCCUUCGAUCCGACCAAGCGGGUCAAGCUGAACUUCGAUCAGAUGCGCAAGUGUUAUUCGAAGGAAGAAAAAUCUCCCAUAGUGCUGGUGGCGCGACCUCGUCCACUUUGGAAGGUGAAGCGACAUGGACAUCGGCACAACCGCAAAGCGGACUUAACAAGCAGCAGUGGUAGCAGCAGUGGUAGCGAGGAUGACGAAAGCACCAGCACCUCAACCACGACCAGCAGUGGUGCGACCACAAGCAUCACCACCGAUCAAACGUCCUCGGAAGCGGCCUCCGCUCUGGAUGGGGCCACUUCGGACAUCAACACGGACAGUAGCGUUAACUCGAGCACAGGUGGCAAGACGAAGGGCAAAGCACAGAAGGGCCAACCCAAAGGCAAGGGCCAGAAAGGGGACAAAUCGGACCCAUUCGGGGACAUCUACGACACGCCAAUGGUGAUACCACUGCACGCAGAACCUCGUACAAGCAGCCGCAAGAGUGGUGGGUCGUUUGCACCAUCACCUCGCGAUGAGAACAACAACACACCUGCCGAUCUGGAUGAGGACGAACGGGCCAGGUCGAUCGGUGCUGGGCAUGAUGUGAGGAGUGCCAGCACUAGCAGCCACGAUUCCGGCUUCUACGGUGGUGGAACGGCUCCAAUCAGCCCCAAGAAGGCGCUCGAAACCUCGUACACGUACGCUCAGUUCCAGAAGACAGGCAAGCUGACCGCUCCGGCCACGGUGAUACCACGUUUCCGCAAGUACAACGUCGAUGAUUUCCACUUCCUGACGGUGUUGGGCAAGGGUAGUUUCGGAAAGGUGUUUCUGGCCGAGCUGAAGAACUCCGACUACUACUACGCAAUCAAGUGCCUGAAAAAGGACGUGGUGCUGGAGGACGACGAUGUCGAUUGUACGCUGAUCGAACGGAAGGUGUUGGCCCUCGGCACCAAGCAUCCGUUCCUCUGUCACCUUUUCUGCACCUUUCAGACAGACAGUCACCUGUUCUUCGUGAUGGAGUACCUGAACGGGGGUGAUCUAAUGUUCCACAUCCAGCAGAGUGGCCGUUUCCCAGAGGCCCGUGCUCGCUUCUACGCCGCCGAAAUCGUGUCCGGUCUAAAGUUUCUGCACCGCAAGGGCAUCGUCUAUCGAGAUCUGAAGCUGGACAACGUGCUGCUCGAUUACGACGGACACGUUCGGAUAGCGGACUUUGGCAUGUGCAAGCUGGAGAUCUACCUGGACAAGCUAGCGGACAGCUUCUGCGGCACACCAGACUACAUGGCGCCUGAAAUCAUCAAAGGUCAAAAGUACAACCAAGCCGUCGACUGGUGGUCGUUCGGUGUGCUAGUGUACGAGAUGCUGGUCGGACAGUCGCCCUUCAGCGGAUGCGACGAGGACGAGCUGUUCUGGUCCAUAUGCAACGAGAUCCCGUGGUUCCCGCACUACCUCUCCAAGGAGGCGCUGCGGUUGCUCCAGUCGCUGCUGGAGAAGGACGCCUCGAUACGACUCGGCGUGCUCAACACGAUGGACGAGGAGAGCGACAUCAAGUAUCACCCAUUCUUCAAUAGUAUUAUCUGGGACAAGCUGGAGAGACGAGCCGUUGACCCGCCGUUUAAGCCCCAAGUCCGCCAUCCACUCGAUACGCAGUAUUUCGACAAGCAGUUCACUCGUGAGCGAGCGCGACUCACGCCCAUCGACCGGAACAUCCUUGCCUCGAUGGAUCAAGCCCAGUUCGAGGGCUUCACCUAUACCAACCCGAACAACACGCUGACGAAAAUGCGCGAGAAGGCGAAGAAAAAGCAGAAGAAAAUGUACUUCUGCCCCCAGUGCGGCGAUAUCAAAGUGACGUACAACAUCUUCUAAGCCCGUCGGGCCGUAAGCGAGAAACUUAGACAACGAGGCACAGCGGGAAGAGACAGAGAGAGAGAGAGAGAGACAGGGAAAAGAAGAGAGAGAGAGCGAGAGAGGGAGAAGGAGAGCGAGGUCAAACCAAUAUUAAUCAGCCGGAAGCUGAGGGGGUGAUCGCAGCGAUCGUGCGUGAGCACAAAAUGGCUCACGGUUUGACCAAUCGGAAGUGACAGCUCGAGCCCACUGACAGCAUACGCCAACUGACAGUUUCGGGCCCGUGGCCAUUGGCCCAAGCUGUCUAAAACGCU